This is a messenger RNA of Scheffersomyces amazonensis, 1493 nucleotides long. Its product is annotated as ubiquitin-protein ligase. The coding region runs from base 222 to 1379 and encodes 385 amino acids. Gene Ontology annotation, molecular function: poly-ADP-D-ribose binding; ubiquitin protein ligase activity. The record is from RefSeq and is a predicted model, not a curated record. The transcript has 2 exons. Gene Ontology annotation, biological process: ubiquitin-dependent protein catabolic process; Wnt signaling pathway. NCBI's taxonomy places the organism in Eukaryota, Fungi, Ascomycota, Pichiomycetes, Serinales, Debaryomycetaceae. Gene Ontology annotation, cellular component: nucleus; cytoplasm.
CCACUUUAGAAUUUUCAAGAUAACGAUAUCUCUCUUGAAUAACGUAUCAAGUUUAUAUCCUGAUAGGUCAUGUGACAUUCAUUUUGGGAGUGCACAUAGAUACAAGAUGGGGCCCGGAAACAAUGCCUAAUCGAAUUGGAAGUCAGUCGUAAAUAGAACAAACACCGUUAUAAGUUCUUUAGUCAUUGAUAUAUUAAAAAAGCGUGUGUAUAUCUAACAUAAUGGAGGAGGAGCAUCGGAUAUGGCAUGAUAUUGAUCAUGAAUUAACUUCUAAUCUUCUAUCGAAGAUAAGUUUAAGUACAGAAUGUUCAAUAUGUUCUGAUACUAUGAAUAUUCCAUAUACUUUGGAAUGUGGGCAUACAUUUUGUUAUGAAUGUUUAAAGAAUUGGUUUAAGAAUAAAUUGAAUUGUCCUAGUUGUAGAUUUGAUAUUAUGCAUAAACCAGUUUUAAAUAUAUCAUUAAAAGAAAUUAUAAAAAACAUUCAAGAUUUAAAAUUAGACGUUCUAGUAAGUAUUGAUAAUCCUAAAGUAAUUGAAGAAAGAGCUCGAAUAUUACAUCAUCGAGAAGAUCAAUUAAAGAAUUAUGAAUUAGAUAAAGAACUGCAAUCAUUAUUUGAUAGCUUGUUUACCAAUUCUUCAGUUACAUUAAUAGAUAAUUCAGAUGGAGUACCGAGAUGUGGUAAUUGUCAUUGGGAAGCUCAUGGACCAAUUUGUAAUCAUUGUGGAUUUCGAAUUAGAGGUAAUAGAAAUAAUAGAGAAUUAUAUUAUGAUUCAAUGGAAGGGGAAGAUUUUGAUUUCGAUGGUGAUGAUGAUGGUGAUAGAGAUCUUGAAGAUGAUGAUAGUAUAGUACUUGAUCAUAAUAAUGAAGAUUAUGAUAGUGAUGAUAGUUUUGUAGAUACUAGACCUAUAAGUGAAGUGAUGCAAGAUCAAAGAUCUGAUGAUGGAUUACUUUCAACGGAUGAUAGUAGUGAUAAUGAUGAAGAUACUGUACAUACUGCCAUGCUUCAAGAUCAUUCUCAUCAUCAUCAAAAUUCAGAAGAUGAUGAUUGGCAAGGAUUUGAGAGUCCUACAACCUCAGAUGCAGAUGUCGAUCAUGAACAUCGGCAUGUUGAUCAUGAGCAUGAAGAUGUUCAUGAACAUUCUAUGCAUAAUACCCAUGAUGAACCAAUUGAACUUAGUGACGAUAAUGAUGAUGUGCAACUGCGAGAAUAUUACGAUAGUGAAGAUUUACGAGAUGCUCUUGAUCAAUUUCACGAGAGUGACUUACAUACCAUCAGUAGUGAUGAUGAUGAGCCACGAAUCGUUAUACGAAGAACAAGAGCUAAUCCUCGCGGGGUUCAACGGCCUCGUAGACGUGAAAUAACAUCUGAUGAUGAUUAACAGUACAUAGAAUAAUAGUAUAGUACAGUAUAGUACAGUAUAGUAUUAUAGUACAGUAUAAUAGUAUAGUACAGUAAAGUAUAAUAGUAUAGUACUACAUAUAUAGAGUAACCC